ACACAUAUUUACAUUACAUUACAUUAUUCUAUAUUACCUAUUUGUAUUUAUUUAUAUAGUAUCCUUACAAUAAUACCACAGAAAAAAUUCUGUGAUAAUACCAUAUUACCAUGGCUUUUGGCUUAUCAAAGGAUUUAGAGAUUUAGACCAGUAAUUAGUAAAUACAAAAGGAAAUAAUUUUGAAAAAAUGUUCAUACUUUGUUACCUUAAAUAAUAUUUAUUAGUUCUAUUAUUUUUUUACCGUUAAUUGUGAACUGUAAAGUUAAUCAAAAUCAAGUUAUUUUUUAUUUUAUUGUGUGAUAUUCUUCUUGAAAUUAACACUACGCUUGCUUUUUCAGGUCCUUUGGGGAGCCUUUUCUGCUGCGUUUAUCAUUAACGUGUCACAAUGAAAUUCAAAUUCUGUGGGGGUGGUGACUGCCCAGAAUGGUUAUUGGUUCAGAUCAAUGCACUUUCAAGAAUGACAUCAAUUAAAAUGAAACUGUUAGCCCAGUGCACGGUUAAUUCAUUGCUCGGAGAACCAUUCAACUUUGAAAAAGCUAAGGAGCUUAUGGCUGAUGCUAAACUGGAUGUUGAAAACUGUAAAGCUUGUGUAGCCGCAAUCACAUAUAUUCUAAAAAAUGCUGCUUGUCACGCUGUUUCUCAAAAUUACCUCUCUAAUGAAUUACAACAAAUUGGUUUACCUCGUGAACAUGCUUCAGCGCUAUGCAGAGUAUAUUUGGACAACUUAUCACAAAUUACUAAAGUGUUGAAGAACGAAUCUUUGCAAAUUGGUCGUUUGAAUGAUAUUGAUAUAUCCAAAGGAAAUAAUGGUGAAUUUGUGAUGAAAUUGAAUUAUAAUAAUACAUCGAAAAUUUCAAAAGAAGAUAAAUUCACGUUAACAAAGGAACAAAUUCAACUUUUAAUUGCGGAGUUCAGUAACGUUAGCAAUCAAAUGAAUACAUUAGCUCAAGAAUGCAAAGAAUAAAUAUUUUCAAAUAAUUUAUCUAAUAGAAGAUGUCAAAGUAAACACAAAAAUAGUCAUCACUCAUUAUCUAGAACUCAGAAGAAAAGACGCUAAAGAUGAAGAUUUAAAUUUUAUAACAUUAAUCAUUAAACAAUAAGUCAUUACUAUAUUACCAAAUCAUUUCUUUAAGUUAUGGCUAUAAUCAGGGCUGCAUUCAGAGCAAAGCAAGAGGGUAAGGGCUAGGAGCGCAAAUUUCAAUAAUAAUUAAAAAUUAAAAAAAUUAUUGUAAUAAUUUUUUCACAUAAUAUUUGAAAAAUAUACAUUUAAUUUAACAAGUUACUACAGUAGAGUCUUGCUCUAUUUUUAUUGUAUGAGAAUUAUUUAUGUUGAGGCUCUUGGAGCACAAAAUUAGAAAUAUUGACAAUUCAUUAUGCAUGGUAUGCAAUAUACUUAUAAAAUAGGUAGAUUAACUGUAUGUAUACAAAAUGUACGUGGCUUGUCAAAUGCAUAUAUUCCCAUUUUUUUGUGUUAAGGGGAUGCAGUGGUUUAGGGGCACCCCCAAACCUCAAUACAGUCCUGGUUAUAGUUAUUGUCAUAGCUAUUGAAAGAAAUUUAUCAAAUUGUCUAAAUAAAGAAAACAUUUUAAAUACAUUUUCUAAUACCUAUUGAACAGAGGCUUAAACUAUAGUUACUAGUGUAUUUAUUAUAAUGUU
Rhopalosiphum maidis (corn leaf aphid) is the source of this 1656-nucleotide messenger RNA. RefSeq names its product COMM domain-containing protein 4. The coding region runs from base 386 to 964 and encodes 192 amino acids. The transcript has 9 exons. The record is from RefSeq and is a predicted model, not a curated record. NCBI's taxonomy places the organism in Eukaryota, Metazoa, Arthropoda, Insecta, Hemiptera, Aphididae.